AGCCCAACAUUUGAGAGAUACAAAAAUGUCUCAGGCCAUAGCAAAUUUCAGCCUUUUUUCUCCCAAUGCCAUCUGCAAAAACCAAAAAUGUGCGAUACCAGUUUUUUACAAACCAAUUCAUGGCGGUGGACGUUUUAGCUACGGUAAGAACAGAAUCAAGGCCAUGGCAGGCGAUGCACGAGACAACCUCGACCACUUGCAGAGGGCCGCCAAGCUCCAACAACAACAACAACAAGAAGCCCAGCCUAGAAAGAGAGCUGCCCCAGCGCCACCCAUCGGGUUGUGGGAUCGGUUUCCGACGGCGAGGACGGUGCAGCAGAUGAUGGAAACAAUGGAGAGGAUGAUGGAGGACCCGUUGGCCUACUCUGGCGGGUACACGACGCCAUUGCCAAGCGAGGCAGGAGUGUACGGCAGGGGAAGGACGCCAUGGGAGAUCAAAGAAGGGGAGAGUGAUUACAAGAUGAGAUUCGACAUGCCGGGGAUGACGAAAAAGGACGUGAAGGUGUGGGUGGAGGAUAAAAUGCUGGUUGUGAAGGCUGAGAAGGCGGCCAAGAAGACGGAGAAUGGGGCGGUGGUGGAAGAAAACGGUGAGGAGUGGUCUGCCAAGAGCUAUGGGAGGUACAGCAGUAGGAUUGCGUUACCGGAGAAAAUUCAGUUUGAGGAGAUCAAGGCUGAGGUUAAAGAUGGGGUCUUGUAUAUUACUAUUCCGAAGGCUUCCAUUACUUCCAAGAUUUUGGACAUCAAUGUUAGUUGAGUUGAGUGAUGACCAUUUUCUUUGUUCAAUCUUAAUUUUGGUUUCUGAGUUUUGGGGUUGUAUUAAGAGAAUUUUAUGAUCAUCUUUUUAAACUCAAUUUGAUGUUCUUGUUUUUGUAAUGGAUGAUGCUAAAAAUUUUGUGAGCUAUUUGAUGUUAUUAUUACUGUAGU
This is a messenger RNA of Pyrus x bretschneideri (Chinese white pear), 924 nucleotides long. RefSeq names its product small heat shock protein, chloroplastic-like. Lineage: Eukaryota; Viridiplantae; Streptophyta; Magnoliopsida; Rosales; Rosaceae. The record is from RefSeq and is a predicted model, not a curated record. The coding region runs from base 26 to 754 and encodes 242 amino acids. The transcript is spliced from 2 exons. Gene Ontology annotation, biological process: response to heat.